CACGUUCUAGCAAAUUGUUCGCCUCACUUCUCUAGCAAUCCGUGACUUUUCAAGUUGUGUGGAAAACCUCCUGCGAGUGAAAGAUCUUAAAAAUUGUCUCAAAAAUCAUACCGUGCAUUCAAAACCAUCAUCAUUACGGACUCAGCGCCCAUAUUUCGUUUCGCUACGGUGUUGACGACAUUUCAGACGGACGUAGAGUGAGGAAUUGUAGUGCAUUUUGGAAGCAAAUAGUUCGGCAGCUGCAGAUUCAUCGUAGCAGUCAAAUCCUUCUCCGUACCAUUCAUCGGCCUCUCUCAUCCUCAUUGCGGUUGGAAGUGUGACGAAGCUUUCGUUUGUGCAUCUUCUGCCCACAUCCCCCCCAUACUUCGAGAGUACUGUUGUUUCCAUUGAUUAACACCAGCAAGGAUCGCCUGGAGCGGCGCCUAUCGUUUUAUAUGACUUUAGAAAGCGUACAAGAAACACCAGCACUCAAAGAGGCACCGCUUUCUCCCAUAUUAAGGAGUUUCAGUGGUACGACGUGCAUGAUUUCGCAUAGAAGCAGUAAAAGUCAUAGGACUUCAAAAUAUUCUAGCAAUAGACACCGGAAAUUACAGCCAUUCAGAGAAACGUGAAAAUUUUGAAGAAGAAAAAAAACUAGGCAUCUCUGUAAAUUUUUAAUUUAAAUCGUGUUAUAAGGCAUCCAAUUUUGUACUAUUCUUGCGCUAAACUGAGCAUCACUGUGAAAAACCCGCUUCUCUGAAUCGCGUAUGCUAAAAGCAGCGUUUUGCGGAUCUGGGAAGACAGUUUUAGGAAGGGGGGUUUUGGUGUACGUGAGAGAAAAGGAGAGUGGCAGGAAAAGCGUGUUUAUAAUUAAAGCCCCACCUGGAAAGUAAUAAUAAGCUCACUCUCUUAGCUUUGAGCACAUACAAGAGGUAGUUCAGGAUUGUAUACGGUUCAUCGAUAUCCCGUGUUCGACAGAGCUGCAAAAGGUUCGUUUAAACCGGCACCGCAAAAUCCAUCCCACCCGCGAACGGUCCGCUGGGGUAGCUUAUACGGAUACGCUAAAUUUCAAACACCCGACACCGCCUCAACAUCAUCAAACCUACAAAUGCUUUUGCUAGCAACAUCCUCCAGCAUACGAUUGGAAAACGCUGCAUUUGACGCCAAAACCGAUCUGCAGACCCGAACCGGUCCGAUCAGCAACGAUCGUCGCCAAGGUGAACAGAUGAAUUUGGACAGCUUGGAGCGACAGUGCCGUUGGUUUCGUUAAAAAAAACACACACACAACCUUUCCUUCCAACGACCACCAGCGAUCACACAAAGACGACGCACAUGUCUCGUUUGCCAUCGAGGAAGAAAUUUCUUGCAUGAAGUAAAAGGGGUUGAACACUGCGAAGCUCCGUAGCCGGAAGCUGCAAGCUGACUGAUUCGUGCCAGGUAACGGCCCAAGAUACGCCAUCACGGGAAAUCUGCUCCUCGUUGUGCUUCCUGUCCACUGGAGUAAGGAUUGUGGUUAAGUUGCGUCUUAUCGUGUCGUAAAAGCGCGUGCAGCCUUUCAGCACAUUCAAGUGUUCUCAAUUGUUGUUGUUCCAUUCGGCAAACAUGGCUACCGUGAACGUGAAUCGUAAUGUGACCGAUAUCUUCUACCGUUACAAGAUGCCUCGCAUCAAUGCAAAGGUGGAGGGUAAAGGAAAUGGCAUUAAAACGGUGAUCGUGAACAUGGCCGAGGUGGCUAGAGCUAUUGGUCGUCCUGCAACCUACCCGACGAAGUACUUCGGUUGCGAACUUGGAGCGCAAACUCAAUUCGACCAUAAGAAUGAACGCUUCAUUGUGAAUGGUUCGCACGAUGCUGCCAAGCUGCAGGAUCUGCUCGACGGUUUCAUCCGCAAGUUCGUCCUUUGUCCGGAGUGCGAUAAUCCGGAGACGGAUCUGCUGGUAUCGUCGAAGAAGGGUACCAUCUCGCAGGGUUGCAAGGCGUGUGGUUUUCACGGACCGCUCGAUGUGAACCACAAGGUGAACACGUUCAUUAUCAAGAACCCACCGAACGUAAACCCGGCAAGCCAGGGCGCAUCGUUGACCGAAGGUAAGCGUAGCAAGCGCACCAAGAAGGGUGAAAACGGGGACGACUCAACGGUCGGACUGAACACCACUAACGGUGGCAGCACAACGGAGAACGGUGGUGCCGAGACUAAUGGGGACGAGUCACCGAAUGGGUCGAUUGCGGGCGGCGCGGUUGGCGAGAACGGCGAGGACGAUGUGAACUGGACGGUGGACACGUCGGAGGAAGCGGUACGCGCUCGCAUGCAGGAUCUUACUGACGGUGCGAAGAAUAUGACCGUAUCGGACGAUUUCGAUAAGACGGAAAAGGAACGUAUCAACAUAUUCUACGAGCUGGUCAAGAAGAAGCGGGACGCGAACGAGCUGGACAACGUGCAGGUGCACAAGGAGCUCGUAACCGAAGCGAGCCGGCUCGACAUCCAGUCGAAGGCAACGCUCGUGCUGGUGGAGCUGCUGUUCACCGCCAACAUUACGCAGGAGGCCCGCAAGUACCGUAACCUGCUGCUGCGCUUUACCCACGAGGACAAGAAGGCGCAGAAGUACUUUAUGGGUGGGUUGGAGCAAAUGAUUUCCCUGCACGCGGACAAGCUGAUGGACAAGGUGCCCGGUAUACUGAAGCUGUUCUACGAUAGCGAUGUGCUGGACGAGAAGAUCAUACUGGACUGGUCGCAGAAGGUUAGCAAGAAGUACGUCUCGAAGGAGAUCGCCGCCCAGAUACACGAGCGCGCCAAACCCUUCAUCCAAUGGCUGCAGGAAGCGGAGGAAGAGGAGUCAUCCGAGGAGGAUGACGAUUCGGAUCUGGAAAUCGAGUACGAUGACCGCGCGAAGGUGGACUCGCUGCGCAAGGAACCGGCCAAACCGGACCCGAAGAAGCUGGCCAAGGCAUCGCUCGAGGAGGACGAUGAGGAUGGCGACGAUUUGAACAUCGACGAUAUCUAAAGCGUUUCGAGGGUUUUCGUAUCCACGACUCCGGUGUUUCUUGUGGCCGUGAUGUCAUUUGUUGCAGCAAAGCUUCAUCAGUGUAGUCAUUUUGAUGCAUUACGUUCAACACACACUGGGGUAGACCUAUCGCAUUCUUCUCUCGCAUGGUUACAUUGGCGCAGGAUUAAGUUUUCCGCUUUUAGUCGUUAUGAAUGACAUGCUGCUGCUACGGUAUUCUGUAGUAUGGCUAUGGUUUCUAAUCAUCUUUGAAUAAUCAUGGUUUAGGCGUUUUGCUGCAGAUUUAAUUCGUGUUUUUUUCUGGUUUUAUUUGCUUUAGUACACUUUUGGGUU
Molecule: messenger RNA, 3309 nt
Organism: Anopheles funestus (African malaria mosquito)
Lineage: Eukaryota; Metazoa; Arthropoda; Insecta; Diptera; Culicidae
Gene: eIF5
Product: eukaryotic translation initiation factor 5
Exons: 7
Coding region: 1582-2976 (464 amino acids)
Biological process (GO): formation of cytoplasmic translation initiation complex; formation of translation preinitiation complex; translational initiation
Cellular component (GO): cytosol
Molecular function (GO): GDP-dissociation inhibitor activity; eukaryotic initiation factor eIF2 binding; translation initiation factor activity
Source: RefSeq, a predicted model, not a curated record